Messenger RNA from Fusarium fujikuroi IMI 58289, 774 nucleotides. Its product is annotated as related to protoporphyrinogen oxidase. NCBI's taxonomy places the organism in Eukaryota, Fungi, Ascomycota, Sordariomycetes, Hypocreales, Nectriaceae. The transcript has 5 exons. Gene Ontology annotation, molecular function: oxidoreductase activity, acting on the CH-OH group of donors, NAD or NADP as acceptor. The coding region runs from base 1 to 774 and encodes 257 amino acids. The record is from RefSeq and is a predicted model, not a curated record.
AUGUCAAGCAUAACCGGAACACCUGCAACCUGGGUAGUGGUUGGUGCUUCGCGAGGAAUCGGUCUUGAAUAUGUCAAGCAGCUCCUCCAAGCAGGAAACCGAGUCAUUGCGACUGCUCGCAACCCAGAUGCAUCAGGACUGUCAGCAGUCGUUAAGGCUCGUGGUAAUCCAGAAGAUUGUAUCAUCGAGAAGUGCGACGUUGCAAGUAGCGAAAGCAUCGAUAACUUUGCUGCCAGGAUGAGCGCGCUUGUGAACAAGGGAGUUAGAUUCGACAAUAUCGUCAUGAAUGCAGGUGUUCUCCGGUAUCCCAAUCGAGCGACGGAAUUAUCCUACGACAACUUCAAAUUUCACAUGGAAACCAACACCAUUGGGCCUAUCAUAUGCGCACAGAAGCUGGUCAACUUGAAUCCCGAAGGCCCUCCUUCCAAAUUGAUCUUCAUUUCAUCCGACUCCGGGUCAACCACGAACUUCCUGGCAUAUGAAGAUGGGUUCGCAGCAUAUGCGGCAAGCAAGGCUGCGCUGAACCAAAUGCUGAGACAUAUGGCGCAGGAGUUGAAAAGACGCGGUGGCAAGUGGGCUGAGAUAUGUGUUCUGGCUCUGCGUCCAGGCGAGGUGCACACGGACAUGAACUCAGGCGAAGUUGGGACCUGGGAUGUCGGAACGCUUUUGGAGCCAGAUGAGAGUGUUGAGGGAAUGCUCAAGGUGAUUAGUGAGAAGAACCAUAACGAUACUGGCACAUUCUGGUGCUGGGAUGGCAGAGCUUAUCCAUGGUAA